Molecule: messenger RNA, 534 nt
Organism: Coregonus sp. 'balchen'
Lineage: Eukaryota; Metazoa; Chordata; Actinopteri; Salmoniformes; Salmonidae
Source: the annotation of a GenBank genome assembly
UCUAGGGUGGUGGCCUGUAUGACGGCCACUCUGAGUCAGAUGGAUGACAACCACUAUUCCUGCUACCUGGAGACCUUCUCAGGCACCGACCUAGUGGUGAGACAUCCCACACACACACGCAUGCCUGCACACAUACACACAUCCAUACUCACACACUCUCUGUGUUGUUGCAGGACUUUCUGAUGGAGACAUUCCUACUGUUUAAGGAUCUGAUUGGGAAGCACGUCUAUCCCUCUGACUGGAUGGCCAUGAUCAUGGUGCAGAACAGGUACUAUACAUGCACACAUGCACACACACACACGCACACACACACACACACACACACACACACACACACACACACACACACAUGAGAUAUCUCUGACAUCAGAUGUAGUCUCACAAAUCAGACUUAUUUCUGAUGAUGGUAACAUUGUGAUUAUGGUGCAGAACAGAGACUGUACAAACAGCUGUAGUGUAGAGUUACAAUGUAGCGUAGCAGCUGAAGACACACACCCCAAAACAGUUAAGGAGCACCAAGCAGAUGGACAAUGA